AUGGACCUUCCUCCUAUAACAAUUUUGAAAAACUAAUAAUAAUUAGGAGUUGAUAAUUUAGUAUCACAAACACAUAUAUUCAAUCCCUAAAUACAAAAUCCAGAAAGUACUAAACCACCAAAGUAUUUUAUUUUUGUUAUAAAAGGCGAAACUUCAAUUUAAAAGUUGGUGACAUAAUUUAUUUAAAGUCUUAUCUGACAGAUGAUUAUAAAGGAGUUAUUUCUGGAGAUGGAAUAGCAAGCAAUAAAUUAGAAUGCAUCUAAAUUUUAGGAAGAAAUCAACAAUUUGUGGAUCAAUCUAAUAAAAGCUUACAAUAUAAGGUUGGCAGCUUGACGUUUUAAAAAAGCUUAUUUUAAGUUAUUACAGGCAAAAAAUAUCAUUAUUAAAACUUUUUAGAAUAAGAACGCUCUAGAUCCAUAGAUGAUAUUAGAGAAUAGGCAAUAAACGAAGCUGUUGAUUUAGAUUAAUGCUAAUUUGAUUAUGAAAGAAUUAUAAACGAACUUGAAGAAAAGGCUAAUGAAGAAAUUAUUGAAAACAAACGUUUUUAUUAACUUGCAUAUGGAUCAAAUAUAGUUUAUGGCUAAGAGAUUCAAUUUAAACAUAUCUAUUCAAAAUGUAUUCUUUCUUUUAAUAGUAAAACUCUUGCUAAAGAAAAUUGUUGCAGAGAGUUAUCUUUGGAAGAAAUACCCAAUUUAAAUUCAAAUUUUAGAAUUUUAUCUAUGAAUCAAGUUAAAAACGCAGGAGAACCUAUUUUAUACGGUGAUUAAAUAAUUAUUCAAAAUUCAAGUUAACAUAAAUGGUUUCUUAAUAUUUAAAAACCCACUUAGAUAUAUGAUAAAAAAGAUGGUUUAGAAGUGAAUUGUGCUUAAAUAGGAUUUCCUUUAAAAAUUGCUAGUUAUAUAGAUUAUAAAACUGAAUAAGAUUUGAAAGAAUAAUCUAUAAAAUAAAAAAUUCUUUUAAGUGGGGAUGUUCUUACAAUCAAAAAUAGAUAUUUGGGUGGUUAUCUUUCAAUUCGAAGAUAACUUAGGGUAACUGAAGGACUUGAUAAAAAAGAAGUUUUUAUACGAAAUUAUGAAACUAAUAUAACGUACAUAAAAAAUUAAUUUUACUUUAAUGUAGAGUAAGUGAGAAAUGAAAAAAUUGAUUAUAUGUAUUAAUUGUUUGUUGAUUCAUCAGAAAAUGCAGAAGAAAAUUUAAAUAAUUUAUGGUAAGUUUAACAUGUUGAUAGUUUAACCUUUUCAAAACCAAAUUAUGAAAGUGUUUUCUUAAUAAAACAUGUAUGUACAGGAUUAUUUUUGGAAAUUUCUCAUCAUGCUGUUGGUUUAACAUAUGAUGGAUUAAGAUAAGAAUGUUAGUUUCAUUUGAGAGCUAAAAAGACAUUAGAAGAUUAAAUUUUAUUAAGUGAAGCUUAUAAAUUAUAAUCAGUUUUGAAUAUUUAAAUGGAUGGUUUUGUAACAUAAGAAAAUUUAAUAAUUGUUUGUUUAGAUGAUAGAGUAACAGCAUAAAGGAAAAGCUAAAAAUAAAAUAUAGAAAGAACAUCAUUUUUAUUGAAAUUAGCCUCACCAGAAUCAACUAAAACGGCAUUUAGAAUUAAUUCUUUAUAAGAAUAUUUAAUAUAAUUCUAUAUUUUUUUAUAAGAUUGGGGAGUAAUUAAGACAUCAACUUAAGGUUUAGAUGAUAUCAGAACUUAUGAUUAUUUCGAAGCCUUUAAUAAUUAGAAAAUAUUAUAUGAUGAAAUUUUAUAAUUAUUUUAAACUUUGGAAAAUUUAAAAAUGUAUUUAACUAACGAUGGUUAGGCAUAGACAACUGAAUAAAAAUAAUUUAAACAAAAAUCUUUAAUGGAUAAUGAUAUUAUUAACUUACUUUUUGCUAUUCAACGAUUAUGCAAUUUUAUGAUAUUUGGAAGUUUGAUUAAUAAUAACUCCUAAGUCAUUGAUAAAACACCUUAAAAAAUUGCUAAAAUGAAACUUGACCCUUCUCAUUUAUCAUCAUAAAGAUUUAAUUGUAUUUAAGAAAUAUAUGACGUUCUAACUUUGUGCGUUUAAAAAAAUUCAGAUACUAGUAAUUAUGUUUUGACAUUAAAUAUGAAUAAAGAAAGUAUAUUAGAUUUUUUAUUGUAAUAAUUAAAACAUUAACGAAAACACAUCUCAAAUCUUAUAAAAGAAAGUGUUAGAUAUACAGAUAUGAGUGAAUCUAAAGAGAAUAUUAAAAAAUGGGUUAAUUAAUUAGAAGAUCUAACUUAAGAUAAUAUUGAAGAUUAGACUCUCUUUAUAGAAAUCUUAAGUCUAAUUAUGAUAGACCCAUAUGAGAAUCCUAAUAAAAUAUGUUAAAAUGCAUGUAGAAGAUUACUAUUCGGAACAAAAUCUCAAUAAGAAUAAUAAUCGCCUUUUCAUAAAGCUUUAGUUGCUUUAGAUAUAUAAGAAGAUAAUACUAAUUAUUAUCCAUUAAUUUAAUUUUAUCCAAAAAGAUAAAAAGGAUUGUAAAUGCAAUAAGCAAAUUAAUUUGGAUAGAAUAAUUAGAUUUUUUGCUAACUUUAUUUAAAAUUUAUUGAUAAAUAAGCUAAAAUUGCUUAAAGAUUUUAGAGUAAGAGACCAAAUUUAAUUGAUGUGGUGAUUGAUUUUUUUACUAUUGAAACACUCAAAGAAAAUUAAUUGGUUAAAUAGGAAGAUGUUAAAUUAGUGAUUCCAAUAUUUUAGAAAUAUGAAAAUUAUCUAAUGAAUGUUAUGGGUUUAUAUUCUUCAUUAUGUAAAGGAAGAAAUUUAAAAAAUAGAAAAUUUUUAAUGAAAAAUUGCUUUUUAAAUGAAAAAUUCUUAGAAAUCUGUUUAAAGCGUUAAUAAAAUGUUAAGUCUGAACUUAGAUUCGAAAAAACUUUAAUAGAGUUAUUUUGUAAUUUAUACUUAGAUAUUGAUCCAUUAAUUAAAGUUUCUUAAAAUUAUGAUCCAUUUCAAAAUAAUACUUAUAAAAUGCAAUUAAAUGUUAUUUAAGUGAUGAUAUUGAUUAAUUUAACAUAGAGAAUCCUUCAGGAUUUUAUUUUUAUGAAAACAAUGCUUCAAAAUCAUUAAAAAGAAGUGAUGAUUAUUAAAGUUUUCUUCAUCAAAAAGAAGCUAAAGCAGAACAUUAAUAACUUAAACUUUAUGCUACUAAAAUGUUAUCUAGGUAAAAUGUAAAUGAUAUCCGUUUGUAUUAUUUAGAUCUAUUUACAAAUGAAGAAUAUCCAGAACAUCUUAUUUAAGAAGCAAGUUAUGAUAUUUUUUAAUCAAAAAAAGCUAGCUUGAAUAAAUCUAAAUAUGACUAUUCUCGCCUUGCUUAUUUAUAAUUACAUUAUUUUUUAGGAUUACUGACUAUAGUUAAAAACAGUAUAAAUUUAGGAUAUAAUUAAUUGGACGAAAAUUAGAAGAUAUUUUCAAUAUUACCAAAUAUAUUUGUUGCAUUAAUUUUAUAACAAAUUCCUGAUAUGAGAAUUCAUAGAUUUUCAGAAAAUGAAUCAUUUAUAUAUAACUUAAACAAUUUAAAAUAAUCUGUUAACAAUAACAUUUGGGUUGUUACAUUCUUACCUACAGCUGAAUAAUUAAUAGAGAAAAAAAUGUCAAAAUAUAAAAAUAUUAAUAAAGAAUAUAAAAGGAUGAAUCAAUCAUCAAAAAUAUAUAUGUAGUUUUAAAGAAAUUGGAUUCUAUAUUUGUUAAUAUGGACAUAACAAUACUGUAAUGAUGAAAUAUUAAAAACUUAAGUAUAUUUAGAAGCAUUAUCAAUAUUAAAAGUAUUUGAAGAAUUAAAAUUAAAUUUAUAAAUAUUGCAAUUUUUAUUUAGUUCAUCUUAAUAGAAUGAAUCAAAUCCUAGUUCUCCAAGUUUCAGAGAUUUGGAUUAAUUUGAUUUUGAUGAAGUUGUACAUUAAGAAGUAUAAAUAAAAAAAUCAAAAACUAAUGCAUCUAAAUCUAUAUAUAAUAUAUUCAAAGAGCCUGAUGGAAACAGUAUUUGUGGAUUAUUAUUUACUUGUCUACUAACAUUAGGAAAAAGAACAAAAUUAAAUGAAGAAUUAUUACAAAGGAUAAUCUAAAGUUUCCAUUCACCAAAAUAUUCAAUUUAAGAAAUAAAUUAAGUAGAAAUCAUUGAUAAUUAAUAAGAAUUGAGAUAUUUUUCAAUUAUUAAUGGAAAUUCUAAUAGUGUAUAAUUGAUUAGUCCGAAAGAAGCAAUAUAAUUAUCUAAAAGAGCAUUAAAAUUUAUAACAACCUAGAGUGACAAUAAUAUAAUUUAAAAGAGAGUUUUAUCCUUUGAAAAAUUAAAAGUAUAUUCAACUAAAAUAAUUGAAUAAUUUGAAAUGUUUUUUAAACCUAAUACAUAGGAUUUACAAUAUUUAAAGUCAUUUUAAAAUAUAUUGAGAAAUGCAAGCGUUCAUUUAGUAUUCUUGAAAUUUUUAGUAGAUCCUGAAUAAGUUUAGAGUUCAAACGACAUAGUUUAUUUUUACAAGAGAAUAGUACUCUUUUUGGAAUAUUUUAUUAUAGAUAAUGAGAUAAAUGUAUAAAUAUUAUAGGAUAAUGAGUAUUUAUUGAAAAUUUUGGAUAUAAUUUAAAUACCUUAACCCUAAGCAGAAGACAAGUUUUAUAUUCCUAUAAAGAUCACAAGAUUAAUAUUCAAAUUGAUUUCUUCAAUCCCAGAAAACUAAGCUGAUAACUUAAUAAUAAAAAUAUUUGAAAGAAUUGACAAAAUAGGAGAUUAAUUGAUGCGUAGUUAAGAGUUUUAUCUAAAGCAAUAUAUUGUAGGAGAGAAUGAGGAAGAGAUAAAAUUGAUAUAAAGAAAAGUAGAUGUGAAUGCUGUUGCAAUUAGCAAUUUAAUUUAGUACUUUAAGAUCUUGAAAUCUUUAACAAAAACAUUUGAAAAGCCCUAAAAGUAGGUUCCAUUAAAUAAGCAUUUAAUAUUAUCUAAAAUUUUAAGAAAUAAAUUUUUAAAGAUAGUUUUAGCUCCAGUUAAUUAUUAUAAGAAUAUUUUGGUUCCAGAAUUGGGAACUGAAGAGGGAGAUAUAAAAGAUCCUUUACUUUAUCAUAGAAUAAAGUUGCAUUCAGAAUUAAUAAUAUUAUUAACUGAAUGUUGUUAAUAUUACAGAUUAGGUAUUUAAGAGAUGUAAAGAAUAUUAUUAUAUGAAUAAUUAAAGACUAUAUUAUUAGCAGCAAAUAGUGAAUAUAUUGUAAAGAGAGCAUAUCUAUAAUGCAUAUUUGAAUUGUAUAUUAAUUAAGUGAAAGAAGGACAGUUUGUUAAUGAUUUAGUAGAAAGUGAUGAAGUUAGAGAUAUAUUAUCAAGGAUAAUAAUUCCUGAAUUAGAUUAAAAAUAGAUUUGUAAAUAUUUAGAAGGAUUAUCGAAAUUAAUGAAUUAAGAUAGAAAUAUGAAAGUUAUUUAGAGAGAUUUGAGAGAUUCAAUUAAAAGGUAGAAAUAAACAUAUUUUGAGAAGAAACUUUCAUUUGAUUCACAAUCUGUAAAAGAAUUAGGAAUUUUGAGAGAUUCAAGUGAGUAUUGGAAGUAUUUGAGAAAAAAUGGAAUUUUUCAUUUUUUAGUUUAUACUUAUGAUGAGAUGAAAGAUAGAAUAGAUCUAGAAAAUCCAGAAAAUUCAAAUUUGUCUGAUGAAUUUGCAAUAAUUAAAUAAAAUGUUUAAAAAAUUAAAGAUAUAUUUAAUGUUCUUGAGAGAGAUUUCAGAGUAAAAAAAGAAGAUCUAGAUUUGGAUAAUUAUAGAGAAUUAAUAACUUAAAUUGAAGAGGUUAUUCCUUAAAGGAAAAUAACAAAAUUUGGUCAGAAUUUUAGAAUAGGUAUAAUUGAAGAAAAGAAAGCAAAUAAAUUAAUUUUUGAUUAAUUUAAUACUCUGAAAGAAGAUUAAACAGGAGAUAAGAAAUUAUAAGAAUAAGAAAAUGUAUAAAGAAUAGAAAAUCUAUUUAGGCGUAAUUUUAAAGUAUAUCUAAUUAGAUAUAAAGUUAAUACUAAUGAAUUUAAUGAAUAUAUCGAAAAUAAAGCACAAGAGUAAGAUAGGUUAUAAUUGAUUCUAGAUACAUGCAAUAAAUAUAAAACAUAUAUUUAAUAGAAUGAUAUUAAAGAAAUUUAUAGAGUAAAUGUAGAAUAAUUAAAAAGAUAAGAAUAAGUGAAUAAUAAAAAUAAAACUAUUUCAGAUUGGGAUUUAUUUAAGUAAGCUAUGAAUGAUUUGUUUGAAAUUAAAACAACCCAGAAAUUCGCUAUAAAUUAAUAAGUGUAAGCAUAUCAAAGAUAACAAGAAGAUUUAGAAAAUCUUAAGUAACAAUUUGAAAUAGCUUAUCGUAAGUAAAUUGGAAAAUAAUAUAAGAAAUAUGAAGGAUAAUUAGAAGGUUCUGAGGAUUUAUUAUCAGAUGAUAUUUAAAUAGAAUUAUUAAUCAAAACAUUAGAGAAAUAAAAUACUAAUUUAUUAAAUGAGACUAAUGUUUAAGACUUCUUGGAAAAAAUAUAAGGAAUAUUUUUGAAUAGAGAAAUAUAUUUAAUCAAAUUAUGUAAAAUAUUUUUGUAGUUGAAAAGACCAACUUAAGACGAAAUUGAUUCCCUUACUGAAGCAAAAGACGAAAAAUUCAAAGAAUAUAUUAGAUAGAAAUAGUAGAUUUUUAUAAAAUAUCAAAAUGCUAUGGUCAAUAGUGAUUUAGACAUUUUAGCUUUAGGAAUGUUGAAUGAAUCUGUUGAUGAUUAACAUAAGAUUGAAGCUUUAUAAUUCUUAAUUUAUUUACUGGAUUANUAAUUAAAUAAAAUGUUUAAAAAAUUAAAGAUAUAUUUAAUGUUCUUGAGAGAGAUUUCAGAGUAAAAAAAGAAGAUCUAGAUUUGGAUAAUUAUAGAGAAUUAAUAACUUAAAUUGAAGAGGUUAUUCCUUAAAGGAAAAUAACAAAAUUUGGUCAGAAUUUUAGAAUAGGUAUAAUUGAAGAAAAGAAAGCAAAUAAAUUAAUUUUUGAUUAAUUUAAUACUCUGAAAGAAGAUUAAACAGGAGAUAAGAAAUUAUAAGAAUAAGAAAAUGUAUAAAGAAUAGAAAAUCUAUUUAGGCGUAAUUUUAAAGUAUAUCUAAUUAGAUAUAAAGUUAAUACUAAUGAAUUUAAUGAAUAUAUCGAAAAUAAAGCACAAGAGUAAGAUAGGUUAUAAUUGAUUCUAGAUACAUGCAAUAAAUAUAAAACAUAUAUUUAAUAGAAUGAUAUUAAAGAAAUUUAUAGAGUAAAUGUAGAAUAAUUAAAAAGAUAAGAAUAAGUGAAUAAUAAAAAUAAAACUAUUUCAGAUUGGGAUUUAUUUAAGUAAGCUAUGAAUGAUUUGUUUGAAAUUAAAACAACCCAGAAAUUCGCUAUAAAUUAAUAAGUGUAAGCAUAUCAAAGAUAACAAGAAGAUUUAGAAAAUCUUAAGUAACAAUUUGAAAUAGCUUAUCGUAAGUAAAUUGGAAAAUAAUAUAAGAAAUAUGAAGGAUAAUUAGAAGGUUCUGAGGAUUUAUUAUCAGAUGAUAUUUAAAUAGAAUUAUUAAUCAAAACAUUAGAGAAAUAAAAUACUAAUUUAUUAAAUGAGACUAAUGUUUAAGACUUCUUGGAAAAAAUAUAAGGAAUAUUUUUGAAUAGAGAAAUAUAUUUAAUCAAAUUAUGUAAAAUAUUUUUGUAGUUGAAAAGACCAACUUAAGACGAAAUUGAUUCCCUUACUGAAGCAAAAGACGAAAAAUUCAAAGAAUAUAUUAGAUAGAAAUAGUAGAUUUUUAUAAAAUAUCAAAAUGCUAUGGUCAAUAGUGAUUUAGACAUUUUAGCUUUAGGAAUGUUGAAUGAAUCUGUUGAUGAUUAACAUAAGAUUGAAGCUUUAUAAUUCUUAAUUUAUUUACUGGAUUAUGGAAAUGACUAUGUUUAGAAAAAGUUCUAUAUUAUACUUAAAAAGGAUUAAGUAAUUAAAUCUAAAUUUUUUGUUUUUCUUAGAGGCUUCUUUUUAACUGAUGUUAAUUCAUAAAUUUUAUAAUUAGAAUAAUGUGAAGGUAAUAAUAGUGAAUAUAAAAUACUUUGUUUAAAAGUCUUAAAACUAUUAUAAGCUUUAUGCGAAAAUGUUAAUGUUGAUUUCUAGAAGUUCAUUGUUCAUUAAUAUGAUGAUGACUCAUAUUAAGCCAAUAUUAAUAUUGUUAAUGAAGUUUCCAGUUUAUUAUCAGAUUUAUUGGAAAAGGGAUAGAGUGUAUUUUAUAAAUUGUAGGAAAUCUACAGACAAGCUUUAGAAAGUUUAGUUGAAUUCUCAACAGGAUUUGAAGAAAAUAAAAAAGAAUUAUGUAAAAAUACGCGUUUAUUUUCCUUAUUGAACUAGAUUCUAUUAAAAGAAGAUUUCUUAUAAUUUAAAUAAUUGAAUGAGGAAAAUAAAAAUAUUAUAAAAGAUAAUCUAAUGAAAUCACAGAAUUAAGAAGAAGAUCUUAUUAUAAAUUUAAAUUAAGAUUAAAUUGAUUAUCAAAACAGAAAAUAUAACUCAUAUUAAACUCUUCAAUCUUUCAUCAAAUUAUUGUUGUUAAUUACAUAAGGAAAAUAUGAUAGAACUUGUUUGAAAUUCAUCUUAGAAACUGUUGAUCUUACAAUUCUUAUAAGGAUUUCAAGAUCCAUUUAUUAAGAUAGAAUUAAACCAAAAUAAAGAAAUAUUAUAUUAGAUAAUAUUUGUGAUGAAUCUAAAACUGGAAAACAUUAAUAUUGUACUAAUAAUCUAUGCCAUUUUGGAUUAAGAACUGAUGAAGAUAAUUUAUUAAUUUAAACAGGUUUUAAUAUUUUUAUUAUUUGUUUAAAAUUAUCUGAGCAUUUUCCAAAAAAUUCUUAAUUAGAAAUCUUCUUAUUUGAUGAAAAACAAGAUGAUUAAGAUGACUUUGUUGAUUUAAAUGAACCAUCAUAGUAAGAAGAUACAUAAUAAAUUUAUACUAUUCCUUAAUAAAAAAUAGUACCAAUAUUUGUACAAAAUCCAGAAGGAGAAGAAGAAAAUGCUUUACUUAGUAAGGAUUUAAAAUUAACGCAGCAAAAUGAAUUUUAAUAAAUUCUUCAAAAUGUAUAAAAUGAUGAAAAUUUUAAAUUUACUAGAAAACAACCAUUUUUUAAAUUUUAUAGGCAAUUCACAGGAAGGAUUGAAAUAUAAAAUGAAUAAGGAGAACUUGAAAAGAUUUUCUUUUAAAAACCCUUUAUUUGUAACUUUGUCACUCCUAACAUAAAGUAACAUUUAAUUUACGAAAUCAAUAGAGAAACAGAUGAAGACAGAAUGUAAGGAUUAAUUGAUUAAGCUGAUUUCUAUCAAGUUCAAAUGAUUCAUUCGUAAUAAAUUAAUAAUAGUUUUAUUAUGCAUUUUGGAGCAGUUUACUGGAGAUUCUUAAAAGAUUUAUCAUUUCUUUUAUGUUUGGUUAUUGUAAUUCUCUUAAUUUUCAUGCAUGAUAUAGUAGUAAAUAGUAAAUUAGGUUCAAAUCAGAUAGCCCCUGAAUCUGAAACUAAAAUGCCUGGAGAAAAUUUUGUUCGUUAUCUUAAUAAUGUAAUUCUUAUUCAUGUAUUUAGAUAAUAACAAUUAUAUAACUAAUUUUGAAUCUUAUCAUCGUUUUUUUCUGUGCAAUAGAGAGAUAUCCAAUUUCAAUUACAUAUAAUAGAGGUGAAACAAAUGCAAAAAGAGUUUAGAUUUUAAAAAAAGAAGCUGGAUUCUCAAUAUCAUGGUUAACAAUGAGAUAUUACAGUAUUAUUGGAUAUUUUGAAUCUGAAUUCUAAGGAUAAAAGGUUAAUGAAAGCGUAAUUAAAAAGCUUAUUCUCGUUACAUUUUUAGAUUUUGAUAACUUUUACAAUGUAAACUUGUUUUUUAUUUAGAUAUGCAUUUUUGGACUAACAGUGUAUGCAUUUUUUAAUCCAUAUAUAUAUGCUGUACUAUUGUUAGACAUCAUAAAACGAUCAGAAGAUCUAUAGAAUAUCAUCAAAUCUAUAACAUCUAAUGGUCGAAACUUAGCAAUAUUCUCUUUUCUUGGUUUUAUAGGCUUAUUAAUUUAUGCUAUAAUCGCAUUCUCAAACUUUGAUUGGAUGUUUAAUGAUGAAGAUGGUGUUUAUGGAUAGACAUUUAUUUUAGCUGUUACAUCAACAAUUAAUUUUGGUCUUCGUAGUGGCUUAGGAGAUUCAAUGAAAAUAUAUCCAGAGCCAUAUGAAGAUCCAACAUUAUAUUGGGGGAGAUACUUCUUUGACUUCUCGUUUUUCAUAAUAUUUAAUAUUUUAUUCAUCUAAAUAAUUUUUGGUAUUAUUUUAGAUACUUUUGGUGAAUUAAGAGAUGAAAGGUAAGCCUUAGUUAAAGAAAUUGAGGGAAAAUGUUUUGUUUGUAGUCUUGAUAAAAAUGAUAUUGAAACAAAGUAAUUUCUAAUCUUAUAUUUAGUGGAACAAAAGGAUGGCAUUAACAUAUAUAUUUAGAACAUAGUGUCUAUCAUAUGCUAUACUAUAUCAUAUAUAUCAAAAAUAAAGAUCCAAAUGAUUGUAAUGCCUUAGAAAAGUUUGUCAAAAAAUCUAUUGAAACUAAAGAAACUGCUUUUUUCCCAUUUGGAAGAGCUUUAUAAAUUGAAAAUUAAAAUGAAGAAGACCAAGAAACACUUGAAUAAAGUGAAUCAUGA
Paramecium sonneborni is the source of this 10594-nucleotide messenger RNA. The record is from the annotation of a GenBank genome assembly. NCBI's taxonomy places the organism in Eukaryota, Ciliophora, Oligohymenophorea, Peniculida, Parameciidae.